AUGGAGACAUCUACAGAGCUUGGCGAAAAGUACGACAAACUCCUUCGGGAAAAUCUGAUUGCAUCGGAGCAAAUGACGGUGAGGCCUGCUACGGACAAGUUAUAUACUGUGUUUGAAGGGGUAAGGCGAAACAUAGUGUGCCUUGAAGAGGGAACAUGCAGUUGUGGAAAAUUUCAAAUGGAUGAACUUCCAUGUCCGCAUGCUUGGGCGGUUUUGAAGAACCAGCAGCUGAAACCUGGCCAGUAUUGCUCUUUUUACUACAAGAAGGAUAAACUCCUUAGAACUUAUGAAUUUCCAGUGAAUCCGAUGCCAGAUGAGAGUCUAUGGGUAAUCCCAACAGAGGUGAUGGAAGAUGUGGUCCUACCACCUAAAGGGAGAAGGAAUGCAGGAAGGCCAAGAAAGGAAAGACCUCAAACCUGCUUCAGAAAAAGAGUCUAA
Molecule: messenger RNA, 438 nt
Organism: Nicotiana attenuata
Lineage: Eukaryota; Viridiplantae; Streptophyta; Magnoliopsida; Solanales; Solanaceae
Exons: 2
Coding region: 1-438 (145 amino acids)
Molecular function (GO): zinc ion binding
Source: RefSeq, a predicted model, not a curated record